GUGUGCACAGCGGGAGUUCAAGCACAGAACCGUGCCUCCGCAGAAUCUGGCGCCACUGCAAAAUCCACAAAGGGUGGAUCUGCCUCUGCGUCUGUCAGUGCGACGGCUGUCAAUGGAGAAGUGAAGGCAUUCGUGGAAGCCAACGCUGAGGCUUACGCCGAGGCGGAGAGCGAGAUCGCCAAGGCCGUGGCCAAGGCCAUCGCCACCGCGGCUGAGGGCGGCGACGCCGACGCCGCUGCCAGUGCCGCGGCCACGGCCAUCGGCUGGGCCAUCGCCGGCGCUUACGCCUCGGCGUCCGUGUACAUAGAGUCCACGGGCGCGGACAACGAAGCGUGCGGAGAGGCGUCCGCGGAGGCCUUCGCCAUCGCCACCGCCUUUGCGCAGGCUUACGCCGAGGCCCUGGCGGAGUCGUGCGCCGCGUAUGUCUGCGGCAACGCCGACGCCGACGUCGAGGCUCUCGCUUCGGGAACCGCGGAGGCGUAUGCGGCUGCGACUGCUGCAGGCUGUGUGGAGGGCAGUGGAUCAGUGGACCUCGCGGCGGAUACCUGGGCGGAGUCGGUCGUGGAAGUGUAUGCCUCGGCGGUGGCAACUGCCGUUACCAGCGUUUCGGCUGGUUCCGCCACCGCCACUGCCACUGCCACUGGAACGUCCGACACCACGGAUAUGAACGAAGCCGGCAGCACCUCCAAUGCGGCUGUGGAGGGCACCGCUUCAGGCACCGCUGGCGGCGUUGCGGAGGCGAGCGCCAGCCAGAAUGUUCCAUGCGAAGGGGCAUUCAAGUUCUGUUGCAACAGCAGGUCCUCCAUCAGGAAGAAGAAAUGCCGCUGCCCCAAGCCGUAG
Molecule: messenger RNA, 840 nt
Organism: Ostreobium quekettii
Lineage: Eukaryota; Viridiplantae; Chlorophyta; Ulvophyceae; Bryopsidales; Ostreobiaceae
Source: the annotation of a GenBank genome assembly